CAAAAGAAGUCGCAGAUCAGGGACCCGACGAGGAAACGGGGCUGAAAAGAGAAAAGACGAUCAACCUCACUGUGACUCCCCAUGUACAGCCCAUAAAUUAAACGUUUUAUAUCUUAUUUCUUCCGCGAAGAAAGCUCAAGUUUUUCUAUUUUUCGAAAAGUAACGAAUCUACCUCCGUUUUAAGGAUUUUGGUUUUAUUUGUUUUUUUCAACCGUCGUUUACAUCUCCUCCUCCCUCUGCCGCAGGGCUCUUUCUUUACUUUUGCACUCAACGUUGAGCGAUGUCCAGCAUGUCCCUGCUGGCCCUCAGGUGAUCCCUGACCACACCCUAUUGAUGCACUUUAGCACCUUUCUGGAGCCUUCGACUCGCUGUGCCGCCUGCAGCUGAUGACCAAAAGAACCACCCCAACCCCCCACUGUCGCCCAGAGCCGCGCGCCUCCUCCCUGUGCUCCUUCUUCGGCCUUCAGGACGUCCCGGCAUGUUCCAGAGGUUCGCCAGCAGUCUGUUUGGAGAUGACGGGAACGAGCCGAGUCGAGGCAGCCAGCCGGGAGACGGCAAACAGGCAGAGGAGGAUGAAGAAGACUGGAUCUUAGUGAACUACCUGGCUGAAGCUUGCUCUAGUCAUUGUGGUGACGGCCUCUCUGACUCCACCAUCAUUCCUCAUGAAGAAGAAGAGGAGGAAGAGGAAGACAUGGUGAUGAUCCCUUCUCCGAUGGCCAGCCCAGCUGUCCGCUUCCCCUCCUGCACCUCCCUCGACUCCACGGCCGACGGUGGCGCAGAGGACGAGGAAGACGGGGAUGAGGAGGAGGAGGAAGGCGGGUUCCUGCGUCUGGACGCCUGCUCUCUGGAGGAGAGCUGGUUCGUGACUCCUCCCCCCUGCUUCACCGGCCAUGGCGGUCAGCCGGUUCUCCUGGAGACCAGCCCAAUGGAGAACCUGCUGAUCGAACACCCCAGUAUGUCCGUCUACGCCCACCACAGCCCACCGCGACUCGCCCGAGACCCAAUAUCACACCACACGCUCGACCGGGAAAUGGACUUGCUGUCUGGAAAUACGUCUGCAAACCAAACACCUGCAGGUGGAAAAGAGAAGGCAAGACCCACGCUUGAAGGACCUCGACAUAGACCAGAGGUGGUGCAGCGCCGCUCCAGCCUGCACUCUACCUGCUACGCUGCAGCGCUCACCACCAAACCCGGACUCCUGCAGCAACGGCCGGGUAACGUCACCCAACGCACCCAGCUGCUGUCCCGCAAGGCCCUGCGACGCCUCAACCUGCUGCGCCCCACGAAGCCCGGCACCCUCCACUUCCAUCUGCACCAGCCCACCCAGAGGCACCUCAACUUCUGAUGGAGUCCAGCAGCAUCACAAUUAGUCAGGAUGGAAAUGUCAACACCGCCCAAUUUCUCACAAACUCACACUUCUUUUUCAUUGUUAUAAUUCAGAAACAAACACCAGCAAGCAGCCAGUUACAUCAUCAGUCCCGGUAGAUCCUUUUGAAAACUUUACUGGACAGGGAAAUGGGGAAAGUAGCUGGCUUUUUUUACUCUAAAAACGUUCCCUCCUUUCAUUCUCACCCUUCUCUUUAUUUCUGAAAAGAAGAGAAAGGGAUGGAGAAAAAGCUCAUCAUGUACCCCUUUACCAUUUCUGACUACUUUAUAUCCAAUCAGAGAGAAAGAGGUGUCAAAAUGACUCCCUUUCCUUCUCACUUUUUUUUAUUUUGUUCUGUAUGGGCAACGUAAUGUGUAGAAACAAUGCUGUAGGUCACUUUAUUCAGAGGCAGGUUCACAGCGUGGCAGGAUGGUCCAGUGGUGUAAUUUCAGGGACUCACACAGUGAUGGUUUGGUUGCCUGCAAACUUACAGGUAACUUUGUCAAGGCAGCAGGAGACAUUGCAGAUCCUAAAUCACUUGAAUAUGUACAGCCCAGCAGGACUGUGCUUCAGUUUAAUCAUUGCAGUACUGUUGGGAUGAGGCUUCAGUUUGGGUGCAAAUCCUUAAAGGGGCAUUUCCACUCUUUUCAGUCACACUAUUAUUAUCAGCAACGUCCUUGGUUACUUUAGCUAUUCUUUUACAAGGAGGCAUUUAAUUUUUGAAAUGUUAAAACAAUUUGAGCUCACAUUUGAUACUUUUGUGAAGUGCAAUAAUAAAUUACUGAGUAUUUAAACAUUUACUUUAAAAUUAGCUUUUUGUUUGUAGAGAUGCAUUAAUUUGAAAUUUGUGGUCAAUUUCUGGAUUUUGUAAAAUGUCAAACUGCCAAUACCAAUUACUCUUCAAAAAUAACAAUAAUUUAUCUUAGUUAAUAUUAGGUGAUCUGUAGAGCUUUAAUUGAAUCCCUUCAGCUGACCACCUUUGUUUCGUUGCGUCAGCUUAUCACAUAUCGUCUUUGACUCAAUUCUUUUAUUUUGGUAAGCUUCAUUCAACUGAAAGUUUAGAAAACUAAAAGUAAAUUAACACUUUAGAUUUAUCUAAAUGUUUUCCAAAGUAUGUAAACAAAAUACUAGCUAUGCUAUUAGCGGAUCAGGGGAAGUGUGCCCUCCACUGAUGUUUACAUUUAAAACCGUUUUUGACAUGUUGUAAUAAUGAUUAGCAUUGUUAGCUAAAACCGUUAUAUCCGUUUGUAUUCCCUGAAGAACGUAACUCAGAGAUUUCAAUCAUUUUCAAAGCCGACAUGCAGUAAUUAUCAGUUAGCAGGUUAAAUAUGGCUUAUAUGGUAUCUUCUUCAAGAAUUGCUUCUUUUACACCCUGAAUGCACCACAUGUAUUUGUCAAUAUGCAUUGAUGCUUUUCAACAUGACUCAAGCAUGUCGCAGAAAAUCGCAUUUCUUUUUAAAUGGUUUCUUACAUCAGUAACUCACUCAGUUUUUUUACUCAGUAACAACAUCCAAUCUGAAGAGUGUUAUCAUCAGGCAGCUCACUGAUUGGAAAAUGAUUGGAUUUUUGAGUUUCUGGCCAGUUUCUUGUCAAUCUAGGGUUAGUCAAGCUAAAAAUUUGUGGAUUUUGGUCCACAGCUGAUUUCUCGGUGCAUCUUUAAGGAGGCUUUAAAGUUGGAUUUGUUGGCUUAAAAAAAAAAAAAACAUUCUACAGGACUUUUACUGAUUAUUUUCACUAAACAAACCUAAAGUAAAUCCAGACUUUAGGAUGUUACAUUACAGAUCAUCCUGUGAAACUGUAGACUGUUGUAACUGAAAAUAGAGAAACAGAACAGAGAGUUUUAACAAAAUUAUCCUCAAGCACACCCCUGAACUAUCGCCUCAUUCUUUUUUUUUCUUAGACAUGAUCAACAUUUAUACUUGAUCUCAGGAUUUCUUUGUGUUUUCCAGUGUGUUUGCAGCACAUUAGUGUGUGUUACAAACACACUCUAGUUUCAGUGUAGGUAAUUUAAUUGACUUAAAGAGCCUUUUUAGGGAAAUUUGUCUCUUAUAUUUACUGCCUUUUUGAAAUCUUUCGCACCACUGUUUUCGCUCAGUUCAGGACUUCCUGCUGUGUCAACCGAACCUGCUUCUGACUUUCAGUUCAGUGCUUUUCACCAUAUUUUUUUGGAAGAAAAAAUAAAUACAAGUAGUUAAAAUGACUGGGUUCAAUAUCACUAAAUGCCUUGUUUUAAUGGUAGCUUUGAGAGGAAUAGAAAUGUAAAAAAAAAAAAAAAGUAUGUAAAAAAUAUAUAUAUAUACUUCCAAAUUAGAAAAAAAAAAAGCAAAUUACAUAUCAGUAUGAAGUUGUACGCAUCAAUGGAUUCUUGCUUUGGUAUGUUUGGUAAUGAGUGUGCUGUUUGUUGCAUGGUUGUAAUGUUGUUAGUAUCACAAUGUUGGCAAAAAAUAGAAAAGAUAAUGGAAAAGGACUUGUUUUUCUUCUUGUUUGUUCUGAUAUAAAUCUGCAGUCCACUUCUCAGGGUCACAACCAAUCACCUUUUACACUUUAGGAAAAUGCAGAUUUACUUGAUGGAUGAUGAUUCUUUCAAUGCGCUCAGACUUUUUCCCGCCUCUGAAAUGUGUGUGAGAAAUAAUUACCUGAUAGAUUAGUAUCUCUAUAGCUUCUUUCAGUCCCAGGUUUGUGGAAACAAACCAUCACCCGCUUUUGGGAAACUAUCAAGACGCAGACAAACUGUCUUUUCAGAGCUGUUAAUAUUUGUUUUUGGCUCAAGUGUACCUGACUUGGUUUUAGAAAUGUACUUAAAGUUUGCUCAACUGUUCUAAUUUCUAUGCUAUAAUAGUUACAUUUUUUUCAGCUGAUAUUUAUACCAAAAGAAAGUAGCGGCAAUCUGUAAUCUUUCACUACUGUUUAAUACUUAUGUUCUGUUUUUGCAUUACUGAAAUGUUUGUUAAAUGCUUUUGGAUGAAAUAGCAGACAGUUUUAUGUUAUAAUGUGUCGCUGUAGGCAAAGCUGAAACCAGAAUGAGCUCCCACACUGCAGAAAGAAAGUUAUACAAAUAAAACAUGGAAGGCUGUUAUGGCCAAAAACUGUAAGUUAAUGUUGUUCUUUUUUUCUCUUAACAUGUCAGAAUCUCCAUGUUUAAAGUUUUAUAAAAAUGUAUACUGUUCUUAUUCAACUAAAUUGACAAUGUAUUUGAACUUUGCAUCUUAUAAGUUUUACACACCAUUGUUUUUUGCAUUUUCUAGAACAAUCGUGAUGCAGAUCAAUGCCUUUUAUGUAACAAUUUUAAAAAUGUACUAUGUUUGCCAUCAACUUGUUCAGAUAGAGUAUGUUUUCUUUUUUAAAGACUUUAAUCUGAACAAACCUGGAACACUUUUUGCAGUGUGGUGAAGGAUUUCUGGUUGUUUUUGAUAGGACUGUAACUAUGUUUGUUGAGUGUCUCUAAUGUUUGCUGUACAUAUUACAAUGGUGGACUUUGCCUUUAGCCUAUGUAAGCUUGUCUUUUAGAUCUAUGCUAUCUAACUCUUAACUUUUCAACCUUUGCGUUCACUUUUGGUGUUAUUUUGUGUUACUGCGAUAUUUUUGAAGAAGACAACGUUGAAAGAAAGAAGGGAUUGGAGUCAACGUUUAAGGCUCCACCUGCUGGCAGAAGCCUGAAAUGUUUUAUCUGUCUUUAAAUCUUUGAGCUCAACUCAUCUUUUAUUACCAACUAACAGGGAUUUCUAGUAUUUUUGUUCAAUGCCUUGAAAUUUGUGGAUCACGUGCCUUCCAGGUUGAAAUGUUGUAAUGACAAUGCAUCGAUGAAGAACUUGAACUCUUUUUUUUUUUGUUAAUGUUCUGAUUGGACAUGAUGGAUAAAAACACAGACAUCAGAAACAAACUAUGCAUUGCUUUGAAGAGGCUCCAGCUCUCGCUGCCACCAUCCGCCCAGCCUGAGUACAACUUUGACAGAAUGACUAUGUAGCAAAUCAUUUUUUCUCUCUCCUUUUAUUUUAAUUGUGAAAAAUAUCUUGUGGCAUUUUCAUUUUUCACCUAGUGUUAGAUUUGUUUGUUUUUAUGUAGUUUACUGGAAUAAUACAGCACUUUGCCAAAAAUAAAAAAAAAAAAUUGUAGGAAUUUUAGGAGCUAAUGUUUUAUUUAUCGAUAUAACUGUCAUCCUUCCUUGUAUUUUGGAUGUAUAACAGAUCAAUUCACUCUGUUCUGAUGUCAAAAACAAAAGAAAAAGCUGAUAAAAAGUGGGGUCAUCUGUUUUUGAACUGUAAUAGUUAAUACUUGUGAUCUCUCAGUAGCCGACAAUAAAUGUUUUCAUAAACAAA
Molecule: messenger RNA, 5682 nt
Organism: Poeciliopsis prolifica (blackstripe livebearer)
Lineage: Eukaryota; Metazoa; Chordata; Actinopteri; Cyprinodontiformes; Poeciliidae
Gene: tp53inp1
Product: tumor protein p53 inducible nuclear protein 1
Exons: 4
Coding region: 479-1345 (288 amino acids)
Biological process (GO): positive regulation of DNA-templated transcription; autophagosome assembly
Cellular component (GO): autophagosome; nucleus
Source: RefSeq, a predicted model, not a curated record